AUGUCGCUCGAGGAUAAGAUCGAGGCUGUUGACGCCAAAGAGAUGUCUACUUGGGCGCAGCAGCACGCCACCUACAUCGCAGGCGGCAUGGCGGUCCAAUCCGGCCUGGGCGGAGCCGCCACUGCAGAGCAAGCCUCGAAUCCUGCCUGCCGUGCAUUUGAUGAGGCAGCUCUGUUCCCACCUGCUUCGUCGUCGUCGGCCUCCCGGCUUUUGGGUUUCCUUUCGACCGUCUCCCGAAGGAUGAGAAUCUUGGCGCCUUGGCUUCAGCCUGCUUUCGAGUUCAGUUUCAAUCCUGGCUGGGAGAGCACAGCUGGCUGGCCCGUUUGCUCUUUUGCACCGGCAAUCCGGCUCAUGCUUAAGCAGUCGAUCGGUGUGCCGCUGACCUUCGUCUCGGCACUGGCACACCGAGACGGCACGGCUGCAAUCUCGCUUGGCCACUGGAUCGCCGACGCACGCUGCGGCACAGGCAGCCCGAUGCGCUAUUCGAUCGUCAUGUACCUGACCAUCCCUGCACCGGUUGGUGCUGUGUGGGUGCGGUCCGGGCGGCUGAGGUGCCAGUCACCACUUGCUGCGCGCCUUUCCAUCCCACUCCAUUCUCCCACCAUCCUCAACGUCGGCCCUAUCUUCCUACUCAGCACCCAUUGGCACCGCUCACUGUUCGAGGAGUCGCCGUCGCCACCGCACGUCCUUCAGACGCCCAUCAUGAACGCGCUGCAGACCCACUUCUGGGCGGUGCGCGAGUAUCUGUCGCCAGUGCUGCGCGAGUCCAAGUUCAAGGAGCACGGUCGAAUCACUCCAGAUGAAUUCGUGGCGGCAGGCGACUUUCUCUCGUACAAGUUCCCCACAUGGCAGUGGUGCGCCGGCAGCCCGUCCAAGGCGCGCGACUAUCUGCCCAAGGACAAGCAGUUCCUCAUCUCGUGCGGAGUUCCCUCGCUGCGUCGUGUCAGCCAGAUCGAAAAGGGCGUCGGUGUCGGCGUCAAGGACGACGACGAGCGUCUCAUGAGCUUUGCCGACGGCGACGACGGCGCUGACGACGACCAGUGGGUCGCCACCCACUUUGACGCCAACAAGAGCUCCAGCAGCGGCGUAGCCGACAUGAUCGACAUCCCCGACAUCGGCGAGGACCAAUCAGCUCCCGAGCACCAGCUCACCGAGGGCCAGGAGGACGAUCUCGCUGCACGUGUCGCCGGUAUCAGCGUUGGCAGCCAGAACACAAUGCCCCCAUCUACAUCUGCCGGCGAGAUCGGCGACAUUCCAGACAUCCCCGACAUCCCAGAUAUGGAAGAUGAGGCGGACGACCUUGCGGGCGGCGUCGAGGAGGAAGACGAUCCUGCCACUGCCGCCGUGUCUGCUGCAGGCGCGAAUACAUCGGCGGGCGACAACGGAAAGCUGCUCUCAGUGCGAAAGUACGACUGCAUCAUCACGUACGACAAGUACUACCAGACACCGCGCAUGUGGCUCGUCGGCUACGACGAGCACGGCGUCCCGCUCAAGCCCGCGCAGAUCUUCGAGGACGUCUCGUCGGACUAUGCGCAGAAGACGGUGACCAUCGAGCCGUUCCCGCACGGCCAUGCGGGGCCGGACAGCUCGGCGUCGUCGUCGUCGGCGAGUGCGGCAGGCGUGGCGACGGCGAGCAUCCAUCCGUGCAAGCACGCAAGCGUGAUGAAGAAGGUCAUCGAGCGCAUGAACGCCAGCGUCAUCGAGGAGCAGCGCAAGGCGGCAGCAGCCGCGGGAGGCGCAGGAGCACCCGCGCCGGAUAAGAAGAAGAAGAAGGCUUGGAGCGUCGCGAGUGCCGUCAAGCGCGUCACGGGCAGCACGGCUGACGAGGCACCAGCGACCGCGCAGUCAGAAGGCGCAGAGGCUGCCGAGGAGGAUGUCCAGGGACUCAGGGUGGACCAGUACAUGAUCAUCUUCCUCAAGUUCAUGGCGUCCAUCGUGCCCGCCAUCGAGAUAGACGCCACACAGGCACUCUAG
Moesziomyces aphidis is the source of this 1974-nucleotide messenger RNA. Lineage: Eukaryota; Fungi; Basidiomycota; Ustilaginomycetes; Ustilaginales; Ustilaginaceae. The record is from the annotation of a GenBank genome assembly.